Messenger RNA from Coregonus sp. 'balchen', 18677 nucleotides. The record is from the annotation of a GenBank genome assembly. Lineage: Eukaryota; Metazoa; Chordata; Actinopteri; Salmoniformes; Salmonidae.
AGAGCCAACCACAGUGAGAGAGCCAGACUGCUCAGUGAGAGAGCCACAGUGCUCAGUCGACAGUUCCGUUUCCUACAUGCUGUGACUGCUCACACACGGGGGCUGGACUACUGUACGUGAGUAGAGCAGUGAUUGGACCAGGGCUCUGCCAGUGAGUGAACAAAUCCCCUCUGGCUUCCUCUCCUCCUUUCCUGAUGCAGCGUGGGAGGAGAGGGAGGGGAGUUGAUCUGUCUUCUCUCAGCCACUGAGCCUCUCUCAGCCUGCCUCAGCUCGCCACCUGCCCUUGAGUUACUGUGGAUAGACGAGACAGAGAGGAAGUCGUUCUGUAGUCUGGCUCUUCUAAACCAUAUCUCUGCUGUGUUUUUAUCCCUGGGUUGUUUAGAUUUUUUCCCUCUCUGCUCUGGGGCUGUAGUGGAGUGGGGUGGAGUGGAGCGUUUGUCCCUGGCUAGCGGAGCUCCGAUGGGAGGCAGUGCUGCCUCUGGCUGGGACUGGGGAUGCUGAACGGGGGAAGGGAGGGCCUGUUUCAGCUGGGACAGCAGCUCCAGCAGCAGGGGGAGUACCAGGCCGCCCUCCACUGCUUCCUCAGCUCUCUGCUGGGGUUGAGGCACGUGCAGAGCUUCACCUCGCUGCCCAACUGCCUGCACCAGGUGAGCCAACGACCUGAUGGCCAGACGAUCACUCACUCUCACACCCAUAUGUAUACAUGCAGGAACAAACAUGCACACGCAUACUGUAGACAGAUGUUUGCACACACAAAUGUCCAUUCUACAGGCACAUGCACACAGUUGUGGUGUACAUAAACAUGAGCACAGACACAAAACCCAUUCACCACAAUACUGAUACCAUACCUACAGUACUGACACUGUGUAUGCCUGUUACUCAUACAUUAGCAUAUAAUAUACACACACAAGCCACACACUACACAUACCAAUACAACCUUGCCAUCACCAAUACCAAUGUCAAACAUCAUGUUGCCACUCACAGCACAGGAUCAGCAUGUUUCCUGUUGACAGUGCAUGUUGCAUGGUGAUGAGAGGGAGUCUGUCUGUCUCAGUAAUAUGCCAUAUUGCAAACCUGUGAAUAUGUUAGCUACUGUACCUCAAUAUGAGUGGUGGAAGUGGUCCAUGUAUAGUGCAUAACAUAAUACAGUAUGUCAGUAGCCUAUUACCAGAAACUCUACUGUAUCUGAUGGAUGCAAAUAGCCUCAGAUUACUGGGAGUCAUUUCAUGUGCAUGCCUGUCUCCCAGGACAGAAUAUUGUUGUUUUGAUCCUGUUUUGUUGGACCAGAUUACAUACCUAAGGCCCCUGGAUAACAAUAUGUAUCAAGUGACCUACGGAAAAUGUCUUAAAUGUACAAACAUAGCCCCUUACCCAAUAUCCCAGGAAUGUGGCAUGAUGUUGAACAGACCAACGGCGAGAAAGAGAGAGAGAGAGAGAGAGAGAGAGAGAGAGAGAGAGGGUGGAGUUGUUCAUUCCCCUCCACAAUACAGUAGCUUAUACGAUAAUAGUGGAAUGUGAAUGAUCAUACAUGGUAAUAUGAGUAGAAUGCAGACAGUCAAUUCAUUUUGUAGCAUAUUCAUAUCACACAAUCCUAAUAUGUGUUCUCCUUUGUGAUUACAGAUAGCUGAACUCUUCAUCUCCGAAAAUAAUUGUAUCCUUUACACACAAACAGAGGCCUUGUGAGACCAAACCCCUAUCCCUUAUCUGACCCCACUUCCAGAGAACUAUUAGUACUAUCUUUGCAUGAAACCUGUGACUAUGCUAGGGUGGCAAAGAUUGUUUCCUUUUUUGGUGGCAGUGGCCUGCGGGCAUGGUGAAUUCCAGUACAAAAUGUAAUUUGGCUGUACAGAGAAAGCUCUGUAGAAAGAGGGAAUUUGUGUCCAUGGGACAGAAUAUAAUCACAGCUUUGUCCCGAAAAUGCUCAAGGUUUUGAAUGGGGCUCAAGCCUUUAUCUUAAGAGGAUUUGUAAGUGAUUAUCUCCCCAUAACACAGAGUAUGAGAAAGCUAAUGAACCUGUAUUCUGCAGUGGCUGUGUGUGUCACCACCACCACCACCAUUAUCCACUACAGGCCAGAGCAGUAUAGGGCUCAGAUAAGAGGGGUGUAGUGUUGCAGGAUAUAUAACCUCUUCCCAUUGCACUCUUCUCUGUUACUGAGACAUUGAAACACUUUUCACGCCAGCUCAAGUUAUCUGCCUCAGCAAGACCCAGCUCUUCACAACCCAUCUCCCAAUAUAGGUUGAUUUACUGGGCUCACUUCAUCAAUAGAUAUCCAUAGUCUCCUCAUCUUCUCAGAAGUCAUUUAGUUAAGAGGCUCAUCGGUCAUGAGAGGGUUAAUUAAGUCUUUGGACAUGAAACAGACACAUAGCAUCAUGAAUAAUUAUGGAAGAAUGGUGUCAUGUCAUGUUAAUAGUAACAUAUAAGCUUUAUAGGCACAGGUCAUUACCACCAUAAUGAUUUGAAGUAGAUAGUUUUAAACUAUUCACAAAGUAAUUUGAGUUUUUAUCAUGGAACUUGUUACGUGGAACUCAUACAGUUGUAUGAUCCAGACAUGUAUUUUUGUCAACACAGAGAUUAGGCCAGAACAAUGGGAUACAUGACAGAGUCUGAUUGUCCCAGUUAAAGUCACUGCCCAUUGGGCAAAAUCAACAUUGUUUCCACGUCAUUUCAACCGAAAAAUUCAAUGUGAUGACGUUGAAUCAACGUAGAAAACUGAUUGGAUAUGAAAAAAGUCAUCAAUGUAAGGGAAUGUUGUAUUUCUUUCACCUAACUUUUAACCUAAAUCCAAUGACAUGGUGAAUUAUUUUGUUGAUUUCACAUUUACUUCACAUGAGUUACCAAAUGUAAGUCAAAACUAGACGUUGAACUGACAUCUGUGCCCAGUGGGUGGUCCCUGAGGACAGGUUAAAACAGGAUAUUUAUGUUACUGGGCAGAGCCAGAGUUGAACAGGCUAUUAAAGUGCUCUCUGGGUUGUAUUUGGGAAGGUUCCCUGGGGAGUGAGGGAGGUGAAGAGUCAGCCUAAUCUAACUGACUCUGAUGGGAACUCAUAGUUUCACACGCACAGACUAAAAAGCAUCAACUCUCAGCAUCAAAUGCCAUAAUAAUAACUCCCAGUUGCUGGAAUUCUUCUCAGAGCUGCCAGAAUUCAGAAGUGACCUCUGGCCUCUUGGCUCGCAUUUGUUUAUUGACAUUUCUUUCAUGGAAAGUGUAUUAAUCUAUCCAUUCAAUUUGUCUCUCAAAUUGCUCAAAUUGGGCCUCCUGUAGCUCAGUUGGUAGAGCAUGGCGCUUGCAACGCCAGGGUUGUGGGUUCGAUUCCCACGGGGGGGGCAGUAUGAAAAAUGUAUGCACUCACUAACUGUAAGUCGCUCUGGAUAAUAGCAUCUGCUAAAUGACUAAAAUGUAAAUUAGAGCAGUAAAUAAGCCAAUCAAACUGAACUAUCAGUCUCAACAUGUUUUCUGUUACAGUUUGAUGUUUGUAUAGACAUUAAUCAACACAAUCAAAAACAUUUAUAGUCUGUUUUGUGGUAUAGUGCUGACUGCAUGAGAAUAGUGUCACAAACCACAUAUGCUUCAGAGCGCUUCCUUUAGAAGGUCAUCUCAACCUUGACAUUCUCCACAUCACGUGUGCUGCAUGUGCUCUAAACUGAGUUCACCCUGCUGUUGAAAGGGGGUCUCUGUCUGCUUUAAUGGAACUUGUUGGAACAUGGUUCAAUCACCAACUGAGGGUGGAAGACUUAGUACCUUCUCAGUGUGGGUUCGCUGCAUUGUUGUUGUUGUCCUGCCAGGUUAUAAAUACCCCAGACCAGCAGAUGUAGUGCUUUGACCUCUGUGGUCUGCCUGUGAAGUAACCUUCUAUCCCAGAUGGUCCUCGUCAUACUCACCUCACUGUUGGCAGGCAGCAUGGGGCUUUCUAUGGUAGUGAUAUGGACUUAAUGGGCCUCUGAUCAUAGUGGAAUGAUCUCCAGAUUUCAAAACACAUUAGACAUUUCUCUUUGGGAUGAUUUUGUAAAAACAUUUUUGAGGCAUUAAGUGGUAUUGACAGUUUUUUCAUGAAAAAGCAUUUUGAUGGAUCGAGUGGGUACUGUUUAUAUGCCAGAAUAUCCGAAUGUAUCAGUUGUGAACGCCUCUCCAGCCAUCUUAUUGGCAUGUGAAAAGUGUUGUGUCUGUAAUGGCCAUCAAUACUGGUACCGGUACUCCCUGUAUAUAGCUCCAUUCUUAUGUAUUUUAUUCCGCAUUACUAUUUUUCUUUUUAUUAUAAUUUUUUUUUACUCGGUUAAGUCUACACCCAUUGUAUUUGGCACAUGUGACAAAUAAAAUGUGAUUUGAUUUGAACAGUCAACCCUGGAGUUAACCCACAACUGUAUGUCAGUAGCCCAAUAUCUCUACCUCAGCUGGCUAUUAUAUACUGUCAACAAAUAGGAAUGAGGCACAGUGCAGGAUAUGCAGGAUGCUUAGAAGAGAACCAUAGUAAAUAAAAUAAAAUAAAAAAAUGGAUGUCUACUGGAGUCAUAAAGUAUGCAUGGCACUGCAUACACUGUGUUUCCUUCUGGCUAGUGUAGUCUAUUAGGAGUGUGUGUUAAUGUGCUUCUCGUGUAUUUUACUAGUCAUAAAAGGUAGCCUCUUUCCUUUCACAUGGACAGUUAUGACAGGGUUUAUAGGCUACUGUCAUUUAAAGAUGCACUAUGCAGAAAUCGCUCCGCCAUUUCCUGGUUGCUAAAAUUCGAAUGGUUCGCCUAAUUUCAGUUUAUGUGACAAAACAAGCAAGUAUAGUGUAGAGAAUCAUUGUACCAUCUAAACCGCUGUGAAUGAUCAUUUCCAUAACCAAAAAUAUUGUAUUUUCAGCUGUUUGAAGCUGGUGUAUAAAACCAAAAGUAAAAGACACAAAAACGGAACUUAAGAACGGGAAGCAUGGAAAUAACGGACAUAGCCUUUAUUCACUGUAUAUAAUACAUACUUUUGUAAAGCUUUCAAACUGUGCUACUUUAACGGCAAUCAAUCGGUCACACACAAGCAUUCAGAAAUAGAACUAAGCAAAGUCUGGUCUCACAUGCUACAGAGAGUUCCUGCUUUUGAGAAGGCCAUUUACGCCAGGCUGUAUGUCAGUGUUUAUUUUAAGCACAUUUUCCUUGUCAAGCAAUGCUCUUUAAAUUCACCUGUAAAGUGUUAACGGUGUCAACAUACAAAAGGAUGCAUUUAUUUCAGUAUGAAGAAUGACUUUGACAAAGUGAACCAACUCGGCUCCUGAGUCUAUUUUUAGGGACACAUAUUUAUUGUCUUAGGGACAGAUCUAAAUUUAAUGGGUUGUCAAACUUUUUAUUUGUUGCUUUGGGGAGGGUAGUGUGUUUUUAUUUGGCCCAGGGGAGGGUAGUGCAUUUUCCCCCUGGUUUACAUUCGCUCUUCUGCUCGUAUUUUCACUAUAAACAAUGGCUGGACUUACUUUUGAUAUUGCCCUAAUAAAGUUUAGAAACAUUUGUGAAGGUUUGGUGUGGCUAUUAUUAAGCUUUAGCUAGUGCAGGCCUAUGAUACUGUAUGUCCCUGACUUUAUUGUGCAAUCCCGGUCACUUAAAAAAAUAUUUGUGUAUAAAUGUUUUUUUUAAACGGACAAAAAAAAUCAAUCAAUAAAUUAAUACAAACUGUGCAGUGGCCAAUUGAUGAAUGGAAAGCGACAUCUGUUACAAAACACCAAAAAGUUCAACAUUCGGAGAUUGUCAAGCCAAGCCUUCGAUACUGGGUAAACCUACAAGGUAGGGAGGGAUGUCUAUUUAUUGUGGUGUUGAAAACGCAAACCAUGAUAUUGAAGUGCCCGAAGUCGGUAUGCUUUGUUUAUUGGUUGUGUAGUGCAUUGGCACAGAAACCUGUCGGUGGACACCUUGAGUUGGAACAGCCCCUCCCCCCAGUAAAUUUUGAUCUGUCCAUUACGGAAUCAGGUACCCAAAAUAACUCUGGCACAUCAACAUUUACAAACAAAAGACUGCACUGGAAUGCCCAGAUUAUUAUAGUCCAGGCCUUCACAGAGACUAUGAUUUGAGCUGUCUGUUUAGAAUGUUGGUUAUGAGCCUGUUAAUUGCGGAGGUCACGUUCAGGAGCUAUAAAAAAACAACACAUUGCAGUUGAGCCUGGCAAGAACAAUGUUUCUGACUGCUACAACUGACUUAAUCCCUGUGACAACUGAGCCUGAUCCUUCACCUAUAUAAACAGACAGCAAGGCCCUGCAGUUCAUUCAGGCUGAGAAGAUGUUCUACGAGGUUGCUCUGAUCGAGCUCACUGCUGUUCAGGGGAGCACAGGCAAGUACAUUUGCAUCUAUAAAAAGGGGGCAUUAAGGAUGCAUCCACAAGUUCAGCUUCUCGCCAUCUAACAAACAUAUCAGAAGGCGUAAUAGUUGGUAGAGUUUAGGCAUGGACGGUAGUCAUAGAGCUGGGCCAGCACACCAGCCCCCAGUCAUGGACCAUUGUGCAGAAGUACAAGGAGUGACGAAGGAUGCCGCUGAAAUACUAUGAGGGUGGUUGAUGAAGCAAUUUGAUUCAGGUGAGUGAGGCGGGCUUGUGGCUAAUGAAGAUUGGAUGCAGGUGAGCAAAUUGGCAUGGUUACUGCUCUAUGUCCAUAUAUGGAGUAUCUUGCUGCACUGCAGCCUUCCAUUAUGGGUGUCUGGGCACAUAUAUGGAGUUCCUGCUACAGGGCCGCAUUCCAAUAUGAAUGUCGUUACCAAUGUAUGGAGUUCCUCAUUCCAAUAUGGAAGUCUGAGUCCAUAUAUGGAGUUCCUGCUCUAAGGCUGCGUUCCAAUGCAGAAGAACAAGCCCAUAUAUGGUAGUUCCUGUUGUGGAAUAGGCGUGUCAUCUGAAGCUUAAAGCUCUCCUCCCAAAACUGUGUUAUGAACUACACUUAGCACUCUAACUGGGUGAUUAGGGGGUGCACUAAUGAAAUGCCAUUGCUGUAAGCUACCAAUUGUGGUAUACAAUAUGGUAUGCAGUGUAUUUGUAGGACCUUUGUUAUUGUAAUAUACCAAUCUGAAAUGAUACCAGUGCAAUGUGCGAUUCUGUACAGUCGUGGUCAAAAGUUUUGAGAAUGAAACAAGUAUUGGUCUUCACAAAGUUUGCUGCUUCAGUGUUUUUAGAUAUUUUUGUCAGAUGUUACUAUGGUAUACUGAAGUAUAAUUACAAGCAUUCCAUAAGUGUCAAAGGCUUUUAUUGACAAUUACAUUAAGUUUAUGCAAAGAGUCAAUAUUUGCAGUGUUGACCCUUCUUUUUCAAGACCUCUGCAAUCCGCCCUGGCAUGCUGUCAAUUAACUUCUGGGCCACAUCCUGACUGAUGGCAGCCCAUUCUUGCAAAAUCAAUGCUUGGAGUUUGUCAGAAUUUGUGGGGUUUUGUCUGUCCACCUGCCUCUUGAGGAUUGACCACAAAUUCUCAAUGCGAUUAAGUGGUCCCGUGUAGCUCAGUUGGUAGAGUAUGGCGCUUGCAACGCCAGGGUUGUGGGUUCGAUUCCCAUAGGGGGCCAGUAUGAAAAAAAUAAAAAUGUAAGCACUCACUAACUGUACGUCGCUCUGGAUGAGUAAAAUGUCCAAAAAAAAUUAGGGUCUGGGGAGUUUCCUGGCCAUGGACCCAAAUUUCAAUGUUUUGUUCCCCGAGCCACUUAGUUAUCACUUUUGCCUAAUGGCAAGGUGCUCCAUCAUGCUGGAAAAGGCAUUGUUCGUCACCAAACUGUUCUUGGAUGGUUGGGAGAAGUUGCUCUCGGAGGAUGUGUUGGUACCAUUCUUUAUUCAUGGCUGUGUUCUUAGGCAAAAUUGUGAGUGAGCCCACUCCCUUGGCUGAGAAGCAACCCCACACAUGAAUGGUCUCAGGAUGCUUUUCUGUUGGCAUGACACAGGACUGAUGGUAGCACUCACCUUGUCUUCUCCGGACAAGCUUUUUUCCUGAUGACCCAAACAAUCGGAAAGGGGAUUCAUCACAGAAAAUGACUUUACCCCAGUCCUCAGCAGUCCAAUCCCUGUACCUUUAGAAUAUCAGUCUGUCCCUGAUGUUUUUCCUGGAGAGAAGUGGCUUCCUCACUGACCUUCUUGACACCAGGCCAUCCUCCAAAAGUCUUCACCUCACUGUGCGUGCAGAUGCACUCACACCUGCCUGCUGCCAUUCCUGAGCAAGCUCUGCACUGGUGGUGCCCCGAUCCCGCAGCUGAAUCAACUUUAGGAGACGGUCUUGGCGCUUGCUGGACUUUCUUGAGCGCCCUGAAUCCUUCUUCACAACAAUUGAACCUCUCUCCUUGAAGUUCUUGAUGUUCCGAUAAAUGGUUGAUUUAGGUGCACUCUUACUAGCAGCAAUAUCCUUGCCUGUGAAGCCCUUUUGGUGCAAAGCAAUGAUGACGGCACGUGUUUCCUUGCUGGUAACCAUGAUUAACAGAGGAAAAACAAUGAUUUCAAGCACCACCCUCCUUUUAAAGCUUCCAGUCUGUUAUUCUAACUCAAUCUGCAUGACAGAGUGAUCUCCAGCCUUGUCCUCGUCAACACUCUCACCUGUGUUAAUGAGAGAAUCACUGACAUGAUGUCAGCUGGUCGUUUUGUGGCAGGGCUGAAAUGCAGUGGAAAUGUCUUUUGGGGAUUAAGUUCAUUUUCAUGGAAAAGAGGGACUUUGCAAUCAUCUGAUCACUCUUCAUAACAUUCUGGAGGAUAUGCAAAUUGCCAUAAUAAAAACUGAGCCAGCAGACUUUGUGAAAAUUAAUAUUAACAUUCUCAAAACUUUUGACCACGACUGUACAAUAGAGAAACAAACCUCAGCCAGAGAGCCUGGUGUAUCCCUUACAACCCAACAGGGACCAUGUGAUUUGUUUAACCUAGGUCCAUCUUUAUUUGCUGUAAACAUGGUGCAGCUCUGAGACAUUUGAUUUGAUUUGAUUUGUUCACCGCAGAGGCCAGUCAUCUAUCACCUGCUGCCUCUCCUCUCCAGACAUCUGCCUUCAUCUCUGUCUCUCUCUCUCUCUUUCUCUCUCUCUGUCUGUUUGGAGGCUACUGAUUCAGCAGCAGCUCAGUGUCGCAUGGGCAGGAGGUAGCAAGAGUUAUGGGAUGGACAAGGAAGACAAAUGGCCAUGCUAGGCAUUAUCUCAUAAGGAGUUGUGUGGCGCCAUUGAAUACUGAGGCCCCUGAUUCAGCACUGUGCCAGCUGCUCUGCUUCUCUCUCCUGGGGCAAUGCUGGCAUCACAAUCACUCCACCAGCCUUUUCUCUCUCUUCAAUCUCCUGUUCAAAGCUCGUCCCGUUUCCACAUGAUCUCAUUUUGAUUACCUGACAGAUAUUGGACCUACCCUGUUUUCUAUGCUUUCUAUUCUUUUCCCACAUCCUGUUCAAAGUGUCUGUCCCCUUAUUGCCAUUUCUGAACUACUUUACUUUUCUGUUUACCUCUCUCCAACAUUAGGCUGGAAAAGCUUUUAUGGACGCUAAUCUCCACUCCCACCAGGGUCAGCUCAGGUGUUUGUGUCUGUGUGAACAGCUAGCUGUGCCACUGCUCUUGUGGGUGUGGUGCGUGUGCUGUUUGCACUCACAGUAUCCUCUCCCUUCCCUCUUCCCUCUGCUCUCUAUCUGACGUCUCCUGCUCACUAUCCUGUUGGUUCCACUGUACCCUGCUGUUCAGACUCCACUCUCAUCUCCACACUGCCAGCCCUGCCAGAGACCACAUCGCCAGCCUUUUUCUGAUUCUGUUUGCUUGCUGUGUAGAGAGACAGAGGGGGUUCAAGGGAUAUAAAGAGCGAGAGAAGGAUAGAGCGUGAGAGAGAAGGAUAGAGACAGACAUUAGCGGGCGGCUGAUUACACGCCCUGUGUGUGUGUAACAGGCCCCCAUGAGGAGGCUUUGCUGGGCUCGUCUGGGACAGGAUGGGCAUCCCCAGAGGAGCUAUCGGAUCAGACCUACCAGGCACAGCAUUUCGAGCGGCUGGCCCAACUUUGCAUCGUGAGUAAAAGGUACGUAGAGUUAACAAGAAUAACGCAAAUGUCCUCUCUUUCAAUAAGGGCAGUGCUGUUUAGUACUGUUGGUCUUCCUCUCAUUAAAUGAGACGUCUUUGCUGUUUCUGUUCUGCUGACCUUUCUGAACUUGUGUUGGUAAUUUCUGGGUUUCAAGUAAGGAUGGGAUGAGAAAGUAGAUAAGAGAAUUAUGCCUGAUAUAGAUAGCAUAAUAUAUAGACUGAUACUGUAGGUGUUGUUGUUUGCUGUUAAAGGCUCCAAAAUGCUGUAGUUAUAUUUAUUAGAUGCUGUACUUUGAUAUUUUGGCUAGCUCUGUUCCCCAGUUAUUGCUUUUGAAAGGAUGUAUGAGUGUAUAAUAUCUUUACAAGAUGAAAAACAGUGAUAUUAUUAAUCAGGCAUGAGGCUAUCUCACUGAGGAAUUGUUUGCAUUCUGUAGUUUAAAUUGGACAUUUCUGAAAUUGUUUCCCCCGAUUGUUAGGGGAAGACGGGUUAUAUAUGCUUAUAGUGCUUUGAAAAUAUGGCGUCAGGGUGAAAAUGUAGUGUUUGCAUCUGUGGCCCUCAUGCAAAAACCACUGAGUUGAAUUUACCUGUGUAGGUGGAGAAAAGGGACACCAUCCGUAAUGGGAGUUUCAAGUGUUACCAGAACACAUUGAUCCAAUGUCCUUGAUCCUAGGCCACAAAGACAGGAACAUCCACAUGUAUUUGCCCCUCUUGUCAUUGGUUGGAAGAUUAGAGUAUUUAGCCUGAUUUGCUUGAGAGGGUGGAAGGGGGGAACAGGUAUCCUGACAACUCACGCUGAAUUAUUCCACUGCUCUGUCGUUCGCUACAUAUUUUAGUCUGAGACUGCCGUCAUUGAAGUCGUUUGUGGUGAUGAGGGGCACGAGGAGUGUUGUUCAAAACAAAGUCAUCAGCGAUUAGAUCGUCUCUAACCAAUCAGAGUAUCAAAGCCAAUGACACAUUUUCAAACCACCGCUUUACCGUGUUCUGGCUCUGGCCUAAACAAUCGGUUUCUGGACCAAUCAGAUGGCCCCGAAUGUGUUCACAUUCGGUAACCUAACCUAGCAGGUAUAAAAAGACGGCUGAGUGGAGUCCCCACAUCCAUUUUGCAGGGGAAACGGAAGUUAGGUUGAAAAUACUGUAUCCCUGAAAACCGGAAACAUCUGCUUUCUUGGUUUCUGCUGUUUGAUCUCUCAUUCUUGUACUAUACUUUUAGUUUAGGGUUUCUCUAGUAUUAUGCUUUUAGCCCUAAUGUUUGAAAGAAACAUGAAAUGUACAAAAUGCCCCAAAUUCAUCCACCCAUUAGAGGCUUCCCAAUCCAAUGGACUUGUUUGGGUGCAAUAUUUUAUUUACAGGGUUUUAGAAGACUAUGAAAAUAAAACAUUUAGGUGAACUCAUCCUACUACAUCACUGGAGCUUGGGGGCAGUUUGGAAUUGGGAGGAUGUCAGCCUCUCCAUCUUUACUGGGUCAUAGUCAUUUUUGUAGGUGUUUAUGAAAAGUCUAUGAGAUUAACAUUAACCUUGGACACUGACGGAGUAAUGAGGACUACCAAGAGAUAACUGGAAGAGAUGGACAGGAACUUUCUUUUGACUCAUAUAACUGUCUUUAGUAGUCAGUGCUAAGUCAAUGCCAGCCCCCGUCUUCUCUCCUGGACAGGACGUUAUCGUGCUUCCUGAAUCUUUCAGCGCUGUGGCAGGAAGUACUUCGGCCGUUGAAGGGCUUUGCUGUACUUUGGCGAUCGGAUGUCCUCAAAUUACGUUCUAAAACAGUGCAAACAGACACCUGGCCAUUACUAAUUGAAGGGAACCAUGGUUUUAGAACAGCGAUCGUGACAUCUGCCACACUACACAGGGCUUGCUCUACAUCUAUGGGCACACGUAAGGGCCGGAAUCUGUCGUGCCAUGCUAUGCCCACCUAGCUCCGUGCCAGAGCGGAAUAGCUGUGGAAGGGUGCACAGUAAACCAACCUGUGGGGGCCAUGGCAAAAUGGAUAAUAAAAUGUAUUUUAUAUGUCCCUAAAGUACAUGUUUGUUUGAGGUUGCUUUCUAUGGGUUGGAGGUUGUUGUUUUAAUUGGUGUUGGUUGUUUGUCUGGAAUUUCUAUUGUUGGUUUUAGUUUAUUUAUCAACCGUUAGUGGUCACAUAAAAUGUCUCAUGGGCUGCUUGUAACAGGAAGGACUGUGAACUAUUGACACAGCCCACUGGGAAAAAACUUGUUGCAUCAAUGUUGUUUCCACGUCAUUUCAACAACAAAAUUCAAUCUGAUGACGUUGAAUCAACAUGGAAAACGGAUUUGAUUUGCAAAAAGUCAUCAACAUAAGGGAAUUUCAUAUUUUUUUCGCCCCCCUUUAACCUAAAUCCAAUGACAUGGUGAAAUGUUUUGAUGAUUUCACAUUGAAUUCACGAUAGUUGAAAUCUCAACCAAAUGUAAAUCAAAACUAGACAUUGAAAUGACGUCUGUGCCCAGUGGGAGUAAUAAUCCAUAAAAUGUUAAUUAUCUUGUGUUCCUGUCCUUUAUUUUAGACCUCAUCUCGCUUUAGAGUACAGUGGGAAAGCCACUAAGAUCCAUCAGAGGGCCUUUGGCAACAACCACCCCAUCACAGACAGGAGUCUGGAGCUGCUGGCCACCGUCUACGCAGAGAUCGGCAAGACAGAAUACUCAGGUAAAACCCAUAACACUUUAAAGGCCAUUGUCAUGCUGAAAUAAACAUAGAUGAAUACUUACAGUAGGUUAACUCAAUAGUCCUGAGUGUUCCACCAUGGCUUAGUGUGUCAGCAUGUUCUUCUCAGUGUGACAGGCGAGCACAGGCCGUGGAGAGUUUAUAGUUGACAGCUUGUAGUUAAACUGGACCCUGAGAGGGAAUUUAGUGUAGACCUUGUCACCAGGUUGACAUAAAGCACUAUCUUGUGGCAUGACAAACCGGAAAACAGCUGUUAAGCCCAAUAACAACUUAACUGCUUUGCUUCAGCGCACACAUUGCACUGUAAGUGGCUUACAGAAUUCCAGUUAGCCCUCCUACUGUAUGAUGUCUGCUCAAAGAAAUGUUAAAUUAAGAAACACACACACUUAGAGGAGUUUUAUAUAGAGCUGAACAGAAAAUACUUAUUGUGAAAUUGACAGUUUGAGGCCACUGUAUUGGUGUGCUCAUGCGUCACUUGUGUGAAAAGGAAGAUGCAUUUUCUAUUGUUUUCCAAAGUUGCCGUUUUUAGGGUAGAGAGGUCUGCUGAAGAAGGCACAGGGUAAAAUGUGCCCUAGAUGUUGAGAUCAGUUGUUGAGUCAGCGCUCACAGACAGGGGUGCUCAGUAGAGCAGGAUAUGUGUAGGACCUGGGGUGCGAAGACAACGGUUCACAUUGUACGUUCCUAUUCAUGCCAGUUGACCUUCUUGGCCAUAUCCUUGGUAAAAUGAAUGUCAAUAAGUACAGAAAACAGCUGAAGCAUGGACACAGUUUGUCCUUGCAAUGUAAGCCAGGUCACUGUCAGGGUACACAUUUAAUUAAUGUGUUUCUGUUUGCUCUCUGUGUAACCUCAACUUUCUUUUGUAUGCAAAGCAUGAUUUCUUUGUGACCUAAAAUGGCUGUCAUAGAGUUGUCAUUGUGGGUGUGUGCUGCACAACAUUUAUUGAUAGUUGGACAGUCUACAUGUUGCAUAUUCAGUCUAUUGCACAUCUAUCAUAAUACAAAGCCAGUGCAGUGCUUUUGUGAUCUGGAAAUGUGUGUGUUGUAAGUACCCAUUGCACUGUAACUGUGCAUAUAGUAAAUGGCCAUGAUGGAGCCAACACUGAUGUUUUUCACAGAAAUGUUUGUUUUUGUAUUUUGAACUUUAAUCUUCAGCUCUAUCUACACAGUAGCUGUCUGCAUGUUUACUGGUACCUUGGAUCCAGGUUCCAUCGGUAGUCAGAGACUAAUGUUUACUCAUGGUUAACCCCUUAGACUCCCUGGGCCAGUGUGUGUCAGCGCUUUCCAAGAGGUUUGCUGCUGCCGAGUCCUUCAGAGACACACUCAACAACGGUCUUCCCCAUUCCCACUCCCAUUCCCAUUCCCACCGGGAUAAACGCUCCGAGGUCCGGCACAGGAAAGACCCCCGCCCACUGGAGGACACACCAAAACCCAAGGUGACACUCUAUUUUCAAGAAGAAUACUUUUUUUAAAUGACUGAAAUGUCCUCAAAACUGAUGUCCAUUGUGUCCUCACUUCUAAAGAUAUCUCACCCUCUCCUCAGGUCACUAACGCUAAAAUCCCCAUGUCCAUACUGAAGAGGUCUGGCUCAGGAUCAGACUCAGAGCCCAGCCAUAGACGGAAAGGCGAGCGGCGGGUCCGGUUCAGGGAGCCUGAAACCACUGUGCAUGGUGAGAGAGACAUCAGGAUAAGAGAUCAAACAUAUGGAGGCCAUGAGGACUAGAUCUUUCCGAACUUUAAAAGUUUGAGCCCAUUCAGUGCAUGUAACGAUCCGAGGAGAGAUGACGUGUUGCCCUCUGGUGCAUUCUCACCUCUACCCAGUCACUCUCACUCCUCUCUACUGCACUGGAAGGCCCUGGUCUGCGGAAACACAUUAACAGUUGAAGUCGGAAGUCUACAUACACUUAGGUUGGAGUCAUUAAAACUAAUUUUUCAACCACUCCACAAAUUUCUUGUUAACAAACUAUAGUUUUGGCAAGUUGGUUAGGACAUCUACUUUGUGCAUGACACAAGUAAUUUUUCCAACAAUUGUUUACAGACAGAUUAUUUCACUUAUAAUUCACUGUAUCCCAAUUCCAGUGGGUCAGAAAAUGAAUUUACAUACACUAAGUUGACUGUGACUUUAAACAGCUUGGAAAAUUCCAGAAAAUGAUUUCAUGGCUUUAGAAGCUUCUGAUAGGCUAAUUGACAUCAUUUGAGUCAAUUGGAAGUGUACCUGUGGAUGUAUUUCAAGGCCUACCUUCAAACUCAGUGCCUCUUUGCUUGACAUCAUAUAGACCUCCACAAGUCUGGUUCAUCCUUGGGAGCAAUUUCCAAACGCCUGAAGGUACCACGUUAAUCUGUACAAACAAUAGUAUGCAAGUAUAAACACUAUGGGACCACGCAGCCGUCAUACUGCUCAGGAAGGAGACGCGUUCUGUCUCCUAGAGAUGAACGUACUUUGGUGCGAAAAGUGCAAAUCAAUCCCAGAACAACAGCAAAGGACCUUGUGAAGAUGCUGGAGGAAACAGGUACAAAAGUAUCUAUAUCCACAGUAAAACGAGUCCUAUAUCGACAUAACCUGAAAGGACGCUCAGCAAGGAAGAAGCCACUACUCCAAAACCGCCAUAUGGACAAUGACCCCAAGCAUACUUCCAAAGUUGUGGCAAAAUGGCUUAAGGACAACAAAGUCAAGGUAUUGGAGUGGCCAUCACAAAGCCCUGACCUCAAUCAUAUAGAACAUUUAGGAGCAGAACUGAAAAAGCGUGUGCGAGCAAGGAGGCCUACAAACCUGAAUCAGUUACACCAGCUCUGUCAGGAGGAAUGGGCCAAAAUUCACCCAACUUAUUGUGGGAAGCUUGUGGAAGGCUUGACACAAGUUAAACAAUUUAAAGGCAAUGCUACCAAAUACUAAUUGAGUGAAUGUAAACUUCUGACCCACUGGGAAUGUGAUGAAAUAAAUAAAAGCUGAAAUAAAUAAUUAUCUCUACUAUUAUUCUGACAUUUCAGAUUCUUAAAAUAAAGUGGUGAUCCUAACUGACCUAAGACAGGGAAUUUCUACUAGGAUUAAAUGUCAGGAAUUGUGAAAAACUGAGUUUAACUGUAGCUGAGGUGUAUGUAAACUUCCGACUUCAACUGUAUCAUUGGACUGACUCAGCUCUAUUCCACUGGGUUUUAGAGAAAUAAACACUCACUAUAUCAAAAUGUAUAAAACAAUGCUUAGUAAUACAUUGGUGAGAUAUACUGCUAAAUCUACUGUUCUCCUAAUUCUCUAUGGGGCACUACUAUUGAACCUCACAAAGGGAUCUGCGUUGUUAUGGCUUAGCUGUAAAAGAAAAUGAACAAGAUACAGUUGAAUCCUGUGAUUAGAUCGUGAAACACUGUCCCUUGAGGAUACUGUAGUAUUUAAUGUAACGCUGAAUUUACAAAAAUAACAAACAUGAGCAAGCUAUUUACACUUCAUGAUUAAUUAUGCAUGCAAAUGAGGCAGCCUUUUAUUUAUUUAUUUACUUGCUUCUUGUCUAUCGGUUUCGCAGACAUUCCAUACUAUGACCGUUUAGUUGGUAAGUCUGUCUGACAGUGGUCCCAAUUAUUAACUCACUAAGAGCAUGGAGCAAGUGUCACCCUCAUUGACUGGUCAUUAGUGACUUGUUAUACUAAAUCUGUGUAGGGAAGACUGUUGUGUGGUGCUUAAUAUGAGAAUAUGCAAUCAUAGACAUUUUAAUAUUGCACUGUGAUGCAUGGGUAUUCCUCCCUCAAUUGUACCCACUUUUGAUAUUGCAUAUUCCAGUUCAGUAUCUGGUGUAUGGCACUUUUUAUACUGGUAAUAAAGAGACAACCAAAAAACUGAAAAUCAGGCCUUUAGCUACAAUGGGGUGGAGAAAGGUCAUUUUGGCAUCAGGAAGACGACAUGCCCCUCCCUCCUGAACGUGCAGACUGGAUGAGCCUUUACAAAUCAUAAAUCAUUCAACAGUUUGUUGUUGGUCUCUUUUGGUUCACAGCCUAUGACACAUCACCGCCCCGCCCCCACCUGGCCCUGUUCACCUGCCUGUUCCUGCUGAUGUCACUGCUGGGCGUGGCCAUGUUCUGCACAGAGCGCCGGCGCCCACAGCGUGUUUGUGAGGAGCUGGAGGCCUUGCUGGCUGUCUACCUGAUACACAUAAAACAGCUGCUGUGGGGCUGCUGGAUCUGGAUAACCAUGCAGUGACUGGGACCCACCAGAGGGGGAGACGUGGAGGACUGCAUUCACUCUCUUCAUUACAUGUCCCUUGAGGUGCCCUACCUUGCCUGGUCCACGAGCACCUCAGUCAUACACACUGACUAUCUAUCUAUGGUGUUGAGAUGUGCACCCCUACUGCUAUGCUCACACCCAUAUAUGGAGAAAUGUGUAAUCCCAGAGAUAUUUAGCCUCCAUGCCUGCAUACUGUAUGUACUUAGGUGGUGGGUUUGCUGCCAUGUUCGUUUUGUUGAUAAGACGUUUUGCACAUCAGCAAUGUCGACGCUCACUGGUUAUGAUCACUUAAUCGCUACAAUAAUUUACAUUUUCCAUUCUUGACACAAUCUAUUGUGACUGUAUGUUUCAUGGAAUGCCAAAUUAAUUGUAUUUAUUUAAUUACAAUACUACGUCAUUUGUGUACUUAAAAGCUAACUACAGAUAUGAAUGUGUAUAUACCGUAUACUAAGGACUAUCACAAUAUUACGCCUUGUUAUUGCACAUAAUUGAAUGUAUAAAGUGUGAAAAACUGCUUUGAGUUGGCACAAAACACCCUUACCGUCUAAGAUAAGGAUUAUGGAUUGAGUCCAGCACAAUGUGACCACCUUUUGAAAAGGAUUGCUGAAACAGGCACGGGACUGCUUCACUUCACAGUGCCAGGUUGAACUAGCAAAUUGACAACACCAUCUUUCUUUUACAGCAUAAAUACUGCAGUCCAGCGUUUCCCAAUCUACACAGAUUAUUCAAAUGAUCAAAGCUUGAUGAUUAGUUGAUUAUUUGAAUCAGCUGUGUAGCGCUUGGGCAAAAACCAAAAUGUGCACCCCUUGGGAUCCCGAUGACCGAGUUUGGAAAACCCUGCUGUAGUCUGACCAUUUUUAGGUCAGAUCAAUGUUGGGUUCCCAGUUGGACAAAGAUGAGAAAACCUUCAACACAAUAAUAUGAAUAGUCUCUUUCCUGGGAAUGUACUCAAAUUCAAUGAGUGCUUAUGAUGUUGACAGUGUACCUCUUGGUAAAUGCUAAAAUGCCUCAAGUAAUAUCCUCUAUCCUCUAAAUGUUAUUUAUUCUUCCAUACUGCGUAUCUACAUCUACUCAAAUAUCAAGUACUUUUAUUUUCUUUAGAAUACAUUUUGUAAGGGCUUUUGUUACAUUUCUAUUUUUUGAUUGCGCCGAUAUUCAGGUUUUAAUCUUGAUGUCAAAUGGUUUUAAAGUUUAGGAUUAUUUGGGAAUUGAAAAGUACUUCAAAUUAGAGCAAAUGUUAAUGAUGCAAAGUAAAGAAAGGAAUCUACAUUACAUUUACGGUCCAAUUUGCAGCAACAUUAUGACACUAAUUGAAUCUUCACUGUGGGACCUUCAGUAAUUGGAACCAUUCAAAUAUAGAAAUUAAAGUCUCUUCUAUAAAUGGGUCGAGCUUUAAAGGACAAUGUGAUGCUUAUCAUAUACCUCUCAAUCCGAGCAAUAAAACACAAGACAUUGUUUCCAUUAAUACAUAUUCUUUAUACAGUAUAACAGGUUUCAGGGAACACAACUAUAAGAAAGAGUUGGUGUUGGAAAAAUCUGAGCAAUACGAUGCAACCAAAGUCUGAAUGGAGGAGCUACUGAGACUGAAGGUUCCCUUUGCACAAUCAAACGGAACUACUGUCAUUAGCAAUACAAAUACCCAGCAAGUCAACAUGGCCUGUUUCUGCACAUUUUGGUUAGUAGCUGCAUUUCACUGCUGACAAUAUGUAUGUGGUCACUUUGAAAGAAGUGCCUUUUAGAAGGAUUUUAUAGUUUCUAUGGUUUUGUUAUUUAUUUGAAUUAUUUUAAAUAAAACUGUCAUUGCAUACCAAAGUCAGUGAGGAUGGUGAGUGGUGAGUAGUGUGUGUGUGUGUGCA